This is a messenger RNA of Acanthosepion pharaonis, 852 nucleotides long. The record is from the annotation of a GenBank genome assembly. NCBI's taxonomy places the organism in Eukaryota, Metazoa, Mollusca, Cephalopoda, Sepiida, Sepiidae.
AUGCUUUUCAAACAUUCAUUGCUUUUUUUCUUCCCCACCCCUCUUUUAUUCCUCCUGCAUAUUCUUUUUAUAUUUUCUUUUUCUUCUCUUUCUUUCAUUUCAUGUAUUCUUCAAUCUCUUCUUUUACACUCCAUAUUUCUUUUCUCUUUCAUAUUUUCUGUUAUUCAAUCUUCCUCAAACAUAGCCUUUCUUUUCUUUUUUUUUUUUUUUUUCCUCAAUCAUUUCUCUUUCUUUCUCCUUCUUCACUUUUCUCUUUUUUCUGUCUUUUUCUCUUCCUUCUCUCUUUCUGUUUUCUUUCACUUGAUUUUCUUUCUCUUUUUCUCAUCACAUCCUCUCUUUUCUUUCUUUUUCUUUUUCUCACUUUUUCUUUUUUCUCUCUUUUUUUUAUUUCUCUCUUCAUCUCUUUCUUCUUUUUCUAUUUUCUUUCUCUCUUCUUCAUCUCUUUCUUCUUUUUCCAUUUUCUUUCUCUCUUCUUCAUCUCUUUCUUUUUCCAUUUUCUUUCUCUCUUUUCAUUUCCCUUUUCUCUUUUUUCUUUGUUUUUCUCUUUCUUUUUUCUUUCCACUUUUUCUUUUCUUUUCUUUUUUCUUCUUUCUCUUUUUCCUUUUUCUCUCUUUUUUUCUCUUUUUUCUUGUUUCUCUCUUUAUUAUUUCUCUCUUUCCUCUUUUUUUCGUCUUUCUCCCUUUUUUCUUUUUCUUUCUAUCUUUGCUCUUUCUUCUUUCUCUCUUUUCUCUCUCCUUUUCCUCUUUUCAUCUUUCUCUCAUUUUUCUUUCUUCUUUCCUCUCUUUUCCUCUUUCUCGCUUUCCUCUUUCUUCUUCCUCUCCUUUUUCUGUCUCCCACCAUAUCUUCAUUUAA